AUGCGCGGCCUCCGGAUAUGGGUGGGCCGGAUUCUAUUGUUAUUGGCCGGGCUCCGAGAAGCCGCAGCCAGCCUCCAGUCGUUUGAUGAGCCCUUCGUGCGGCAGUGGCUGAACAAGAGCGCCAGCCUCGACCUCAGCGCCCGGUGUACGGAGAGUUUGGCACGGGUAUGGCCCUAUCUCAACAUGCACGACACCUUCGAACUCCAAAGAAAUUACUACCACCAGUCAUUCGGAGCAGGGCCAGCCUGGCUCUUCCUCAGUCGAGACCAAGACCGAUGGGUCUACCGGGGCUACGAGUGCCUGCUCGCUGCCGGAGAGACCGUAUAUUCCAGAUCCGAGCACCCCAUGCAUUUUUGCUACGGCAUUAAUGAAAACGAAGAGCCGGGGACGGAGGCGUACAGCAUUUGCAUCCCCAGCCCGUGUGAGAAGGAGCACAAGCAGCUGCUCGGUCUCUGGCAAGAGGUGGUAGAUGAGGAACAGGCCGACGCGUCCAAGAUGGACUUUACAAGCUGUAUCGCGUCCAGGCACGAGAAGCAAUGGUUCGAGCUCCCGAUCCCGGUUGCCGAUUUCAUCUUCAACGCCAUGUUGUCGUUAUUCGUCUGCUUGGCCACUGUAUUCCAUAUGCACCGUGGUGAUGACGUCAAGACGAUGAGCCAAAAGAUGCUGCUCUGCUUCUCGUUGAAGAAAAACCUGAAGAAGGCGACUUGCUACCCGAAAGACCCCCAAUCAACAAUCACUUGUAUGUUCGGGUUACGGUUCCUUACAAUGGCCUGGACCCUGAUCGGUCACUCGUUCAUCUUCAUCCAGGCCUACCUCGGCAACGUGGACGAGUUCAAGGACGAGAUGGUCAACUCCUUCUGGAGGCAGUGGAUUACCAACUUUACUUUGAGCGUGGACGUCUUCCUGACGCUCGGCGGGACGGUGUUGUCCUAUUCUUGGUUCAGGAAGUGGUUGAAGAAUACUACUGAACCCGAACCCUCGUGGAACUCUUGGGGCUACUGGUUCCGCUUCUACCAGCAUCGCAUCAUCCGCCUCUGGCCCGCCUACCUCUACACACUAAUGGCGGUGACGUUGAGGCUAUCAGUGACCCAUUGGCAUCCGAUGUGGCCACCAACCGAUCCGGCCAUUCAAUGCCCAAAAUACUGGUGGCAGAAUGCGCUUUUCAUCAACUCGUUGACACAGAAUAGAUGUAUGCCAUGGACUUGGUACAUCGGCACCGAGUUCAUCUUCUACGUCGUUUCUCCAAUCUUCCUCCUCUCUCUCCGGAAAUCCCCCAAGUUCGGGCUUCUUGUUUGCAUCAUCACGAUCCUUGCUUCCGGAAUCUUGAACGUCGUCACCAUCCUCCAGGAGAACUUCCCGCCAACUCAAUUUUUGUGGAAGCAACCUGAGAUUUUCAACCCUAAUUUUAUCCAGCAUCACGUCCAGCUCUACAUCAAGCCCCAAUACCGUAUCGCCCCCUACGUCAUCGGCAUCCUGCUCGGCUACUACCUCGCCAACUACCAGAAGGGCGCCUCCAAGCAACCUCGCAGUCGUAGCUUCGUCUUGGGAGGCUGGGCGAUGGCCCUGUUGGCAAUGUUCCUGUCGAUGUAUGGGCUCUACCCGUCGCUACAGGGCUGGGACUGGGGUGUUUACCACACUCUCUACGGCGCCACCCAUCGUGUCAUCUUCUCGCUGGGCUUGGCCUGGGUCCUUUAUGCUUGCCAUACAGGUAUUGGAGGCCCGGUGAAUGCGUUGUUGUCCUGGUACCCGAUGGUUCCGCUGGCAAAUCUGUCGUACUCAGCAUAUCUCUUCCACAUGAUCCCGGUCGUCCUCACAUACCUCCUCGUGCCGUUCCCCAUCAUGAACAACUCGAUGUGGUACAUCUUUGCCCACUGCGCCGUGCAGUUGGUUAUUUCCUACGUGUUCGCCUUCAUCUGUUCCACUUCCGUCGAGUACCCGGCCCAAAACAUGGAGCGUCUCCUGCUCUACAACACCCCCAAGAAGUCCCACCUGAAACCGGUACAGACCGCCGAAUCCGAGCUGCAACUCAAGGAC
Messenger RNA from Mesorhabditis spiculigera, 2034 nucleotides. The record is from the annotation of a GenBank genome assembly. NCBI's taxonomy places the organism in Eukaryota, Metazoa, Nematoda, Chromadorea, Rhabditida, Rhabditidae.